Lolium rigidum is the source of this 631-nucleotide messenger RNA. RefSeq names its product cx9C motif-containing protein 4, mitochondrial. Bases 137 to 346 code for a protein of 69 amino acids. The record is from RefSeq and is a predicted model, not a curated record. Lineage: Eukaryota; Viridiplantae; Streptophyta; Magnoliopsida; Poales; Poaceae. The transcript is spliced from 2 exons.
ACCGGCAGCUGUUCCCUCGCCGGGGCCGACCAUAAACAUAAAUCACGAAGCAGCGCCAGCCACGGUCACCAGCUAUUAGCGAUUCUCCCAAACCAGCUCUCUCCCGUCCCCUGUAGAUUUCUUGGAUUGGAUCGGCAUGGAGAAGGAGAAGACGACGCCGCGGCCGGUGUGCGCGCCGGAGGCGCUCGCGCUGCUCAACUGCGCUGCCGAGAACCCCUACGACCGCGACAAGUGCUUCUCCCUCCUCGACGCGCUCCGGGAGUGCAUCGCCCACAAGAAAGUGAAGAAAUUUUCGUUGGCUGAAGCAAGCUCAGCCGGCACCACUGAAGCUCCAAAAGGCAAAUAGAAGCCCUAAAUGUCAUCAGUGCCAAUUUUAGCACAUGUACUAGGCUGGAUAUAGUGAUUUUGUUGGAUUAGUUAUCUUGAAAUAGGCAGAUUACGGUAUCUGAACAAAAAAAUCUGGCAUCGUUCACUGGAAAUUAUAUGUAAUUGGCACAAUUCAAGCAGAGAAGGGUGAAUGCAAUUUCACCAUGCAGGGUCGUUCCAAGUGGAUGAUCGUUUUAUAAGUAGCACACAUAUCAAAAGUUUAUGAUCAUUCUGUUAAUAACCACACAUCCAAACUUCAUGAUCA